Molecule: messenger RNA, 1016 nt
Organism: Fomitopsis serialis
Lineage: Eukaryota; Fungi; Basidiomycota; Agaricomycetes; Polyporales; Fomitopsidaceae
Exons: 3
Coding region: 234-929 (231 amino acids)
Source: RefSeq, a predicted model, not a curated record
AGUUGGCUUCCACUUCGUCAAGUUUGAAGAAUAGACGGCCGUAUUUCUGGGUUAAGAUUAACGAGGAGCCGUACAUUCAGAGGUCAUGGAUGCUGGCGAGACUAGUCUACAUGGUAUCGCCUCGGCGCGAAGUGAAGCCUUGAUUGUCCGUCUCACGAUCUGGCCAGCUGAAAUGAGGCUGUUCUCUGGUCUGUCCACCCGUGGAAGGAGGCAUCGGUGAGCUGACACCACAGAUGGUCCAAUCUACGCCGUCCGACUGUCGACUCAACCAUGUUCUCAUUUUUCUUCUGCAGGAUGUAGCCAUACAUGGAGACUUGAUCAAGCUGGCCUCGGAGUAUGGAUUUCUUGUCGACCUGCUCCUGCACACGAGACAUGAAUCUCAUGCUUCUCUCGUAUCGUCGAAGCGGAUUCAAAAAAGCGGCUUUGCGCGAGAAAUUAGAGGUUGGCCAGAGCAUGAGAUAGAUCUCUACUGCUGCCUUGCCUCAAGAGUGGUGUCGGAUGAGCUGUGCAGUAGAAGCGUCGUGUCGACCGUGGUGUGUGCAUAUGAGGACGGGGAUUCUGCCGGUAUGUCUCAGGCCAUGACAUACGAAGCACUAGCUUACUCGGCAGGGGCUCCUGCCGUAGGGAUGUCGUGCCGGGCGCUCUCAGCACAGGCUACAUAUUCGCAAAUCCUGGCGAGCGCGCCCACUCUGGGGCGAUUGCGCUCAAUUGAUGGGGGAGCCAAGACCGCGCAUUCCACGUCAUGCUGCACUGGUCUCGGACGGGCCUGCGGAUGCUUGGGAGGGUUUCCUGGGUCGCCAUACUGCAACAGCCACAGCCGGUCACGGUGGCGACUAUUGUGCUGGGAGCCCCUGUUGUUGCACCCCUCGCAGGAUGCGCACAGGCAAAGGCCGCCCGCAGAGACAAUGGGACGCCUGAGUCGGGAUUAGCCCUGACACGCGUCAGGUCAUCGGGGGUUGAAUUCACGUGACGUAUACGUACGCGCGCCGCGUCAUGAUCGGGAGAAUUUGUCGGUC